Molecule: messenger RNA, 450 nt
Organism: Closterium sp. NIES-65
Lineage: Eukaryota; Viridiplantae; Streptophyta; Zygnematophyceae; Desmidiales; Closteriaceae
Source: the annotation of a GenBank genome assembly
AUGCUCUGGGAGGAGGGCAGGAGAAAGGAAUUCGAGGGUGGAGCGUCGUCCACUGCGGCAUGUCUCAACCUCUCCCCCUCUACCCCUCCUCCUUCCUUUCUCUCUGCCCGCCGCGCCCUUCCCCUGUUCCUCAUCGCAGGGGGGGUGGCGCACAACAUAGCGGAGUGCAUGGCAGCACUCUCCGCCGCCCCCUUCCUCAUCUCAGCUGUGGGGGAUGAUGCUGCAGGCAGGUCGCACUACUGCAGGCAGGUCGCACUGCUGCAGGCAGGUCGCACUGCUGCAGGCAGGUCGCACUGCUGCAGGCAAGUCGCACUGCUGCAGGCAGGUCGCACUGCUGCAGGCAGGUUGCAAUGCUGCUCUGCUCUGCUCCCCAUGCCACUCCCCUCCUCCUCUCUUGCUCCCCUCCAGCCUGCCACUGUCCAACCCCCCCCCUCUCUCACGGCCCUCUAG